This is a messenger RNA of Eucalyptus grandis, 2499 nucleotides long. RefSeq lists its product as uncharacterized. The record is from RefSeq and is a predicted model, not a curated record. The transcript has a single exon. Bases 1 to 2499 code for a protein of 832 amino acids. Lineage: Eukaryota; Viridiplantae; Streptophyta; Magnoliopsida; Myrtales; Myrtaceae.
AUGGGCUUCUGUGAAGCAUGGGUGAGCUGGGUUAUGCAGUGUGUCACAACGGUGUCCUAUAACAUCAAGUUUAAUGGGGAAUCUUUACCAGAAUUUAAACCUACUCGGGGUCUUUGUCAGGGCGAUCCUUUAUCUCCGUACUUAUUCAUCAUUGUAGCAAAUGUCCUAUCUCAAAUGAUGAAGGAAGCUCUAGAAGCCGACACUCUCCAUGGUAUUAAAUUAAACAGACAUUGCCCCACCCUCUCACAUCUCUUCUUUGCAGAUGACUCAAUAUUUUUCAUGGAAGGAUCACUUUUGGAAUGUCAAAACUUGACCAAUAUACUCAACCAAUAUUGUUUCGCAUCAGGUCAAGCUAUUAAUCUGAACAAAUCUGGCAUUCAUUUUAGCAAAGAUUGUCCAGAGAGCCUUCGAAGAAAUAUGGCCUCAAUGCUUAGAGUUCCCGAAAUUACAAAAACAGGGAAAUAUUUAGGGAUUCCUUUGGACUGGGGAGCCUCGAAAAAGGACAUGUUUGCCUGGAUCCUAGCCCGAGUGAGUAAGAAGUUGGAAAGUUGGAAAGAAAAGCUACUUUCGCGAGCUGGUAAGGAAAUACUUCUAAAAUCUGUUGUGCAAGCUAUACCUCACUAUGCCAUGUCAAUCUUCAAAAUCCCCCUAUCCAUUGUUAGAGCUAUAGAAAGGAAAAUUGCUAACUUCUGGUGGAGGACUAAAAACAACUCCAAUGGUCUGCAUUGGCGAAAAUGGGAUGUUCUUAAACUUUGCAAGGCGGAAGGUGGUCUUGGCUUUAAGGACCUUAUUGCCUUUAACACUGCACUAUUGAGUAAACAGGCUUGGCGGAUCUCUCAACAACUAGACACACUAUGGAGCCAGAUUAUGAAAGGCCUUUAUUUCCCUAAUUCUGACUUUUGGAAAGCAGGUAGGGGAUCACGGCCAUCGUGGGGAUGGCAAAGCUUAAUAGCAGGGAGAGAUGCGAUUGCUCCCCAUGUUAAGUGGGUGGUGGGCAAUGGGCAGCAAAUAUCCAUUCGCAAUGAUAAAUGGCUCGCACUAGGAUCGAUUGGCGGCUGUCCGAGACCGAAUGAACCCAAUAAGGUAGCGGACCUGAUAGAUAUGGAAGCUGCCGAGUGGAAGGAAGACUUAUUGCACUCUAUGUUUAACAACACCCUGGUUGCAGAAAUUAAAGCUGUUCCUAUUGGUCUACCAAGCACAGCAGAUAGAUUGGUGUGGGAAAAUAACACAUCAAGCACUUAUACUGUAAAAAGUGGAUACAUUCAUACUAGAAAACACCAAAGGAACCAAACUGACUCCCAGCCCACAACAUCUCACCUGAUUGACCAACAUCUAUGGAAGCACAUUUGGCAAGCCAACAUACAACCAAAAAUCAAGUUCUUCCUCUGGAAUGCCUGCCACAAUGCUUUGCCUACAUUAGAGAAUCUCUAUAAAAGAAAGAUUGUACCUGCUCCAACGUGUCCACUCUGCAACCUCGAAUCGGAGACGGUCGAACAUACCUUGCUGCUCUGCCCCUGGACAUCUCACAUAUGGAAUGAACCUAACCUGCAAGUCCAAGUAAACCGAAUGGGUCUUUCACGUUUUGAUGACUGGCUGUGCAAGUAUUUAGCUCAACCAGGGAACUCACGCCGUUUGGAGCUGGUUGCGAAUGUUGUAUGGUGCAUUUGGAAGGAUCGAAACAAUUCCAUCUUUAGGAAAAGCCCCCUCAACCCUUACAAGACCAUGCUCAAUGCUAAAACGCUUCAAGAAAGCUUUACUACUUGGAAUGCGAAGUCACAAAAGAGCAAGCACAGUGAAGACUCAUCUCACAAGUGGCAACCACCGCCCCUAGGAGUCCUCAAAAUCAAUAUUGACGCUUCAUUUGACAUUGCCUACAUAGCCGACAACCCUACUGACUUUAGCCAUCAUAACCGGAGGUAUCAUAAUGACACAUCUUCAGUUUCUGUAAUGGGAUUAACUGACUCAGCUGAAAGGGCAGACAGAGACCUCACCACAACCCCUAACCAAGAGGAACGAUGCUCUGCCCGCAUGAAUAGGGACUCUAGAGCCGCAACGCCCCAAACAGACAAGAUUAGCAAUGUUCACCCCCAAUCCGAGCAAGACACAACCCCACUUUCAAAAUGCUUACCAAAGUACCUUAGAGAGGAAAGUGGACAAAUGAGCAGCGAGUCAAACAGCCACGAAACCCAGUUGCAGCUAGGUAGAGUUCGUGUGCUCGAUCGUGGCAAACUCCCUAUGGAACAUAGUCCAUCGGCUGCCUUGCCUCAAGAUCCUGAUCUGCAAAUCCGUAUGAUGGAACCAAACCCAUGCCGCGACCUCCCUCCCCUGCAUAAUGACGAAAGCUUGGGUACAUCUCUAAACCGCAACUCUACAAUCAGAACAAGCAUCUUUGCCGCCCCGAGUUUGCAGCAACGCAACAGACAAAACCAACAAUCUUCUCAUCACAUGUCCAGCAUCUUAGCAGAGAGGAAUGUGGAUAGAUCUAACCCUGGAAAGUAA